Annulohypoxylon truncatum is the source of this 1293-nucleotide messenger RNA. RefSeq lists its product as uncharacterized. The record is from RefSeq and is a predicted model, not a curated record. Gene Ontology annotation, biological process: mRNA splicing, via spliceosome. Bases 1 to 1293 code for a protein of 430 amino acids. The transcript is spliced from 3 exons. Gene Ontology annotation, cellular component: spliceosomal complex. NCBI's taxonomy places the organism in Eukaryota, Fungi, Ascomycota, Sordariomycetes, Xylariales, Hypoxylaceae.
AUGGACAGCGCAAAUUCAGAGGCGACGCCCGAGCCUCAAGUUAUCUUCCGAGGAAAGAAGAGGAAGACGUACAGGCAACGAGCCGAACCAACCAGCGACACCAACAUCAACAACAACAACGUCAACGAAGACGCAUCUCCCGCAACCACCGCCGCCGAAGCGCCGCAACCAGCAACCGCAUCGCCAAACCUCACCGAGGCCCCGACGACGACGACGGCGACGGAGGAAGAAGAGAAGGAGAGCGGAUUGACGGUAAGCGAGGUCCUGCGCCUCCGCAACGCGCGAAAGGCGCGGCUAGGCGGCGUCAAGUUCGGCGGCCCUACCAGCGAUGCGCCGCCGUCCGCGACCGCGACCGAGAUGCUGGACGACCUGAGCCUGAUGAUCCGCGAGGAGGAGGGCAAGGUGCUGGACGUCGCGGCCGGCGUGCAGAAGCGGUUCGCGCCGCAGACGGGGCUGUCGACCGAGCUUGUUAAUAAGCACAUGGAGGAAUACAUAGAAUCCGAAUUAGCCAGGCGACACCACGCAGUCGUUUCCUCGUCAUCCACCAGCGCCGCUGCUCCAUCCCCUGCCCCGCGGGGUAUAGGGUUAGUCGUACCGUCUUCGUCUAGCAGCCAGCACCACCAGGAGCCGCGAAACAAUAAAGACAUUACUGGUAUAGGAAGCGACACGAAACCGCCCGCGCACCCGCACCGCGCGCUGCAGGGCCAGCUCAUGGAGAUCGACCUCGGCGACGAAGCGCGCAGCCGCAACGAGGCGCUGACGGAGCGCGCCACGCGCCGCAUACUGCACGGCGAGGCCGUCGCCGACGACGACGACGACACGGACGGCAAGAGCGGCGGCGGCGGGCGCCCGAGGAAGGUGCGAUUGGGGCGAGACGGCAAGCCCUGGCGUCCGCGGAAUCGCAGGACUAGCGACGACGUGAGGAGGGACCAGUUGGUCGAGGAGAUAUUACGGGAGAACAGACACGUCUACGAAACCCCCACGCCCCCCGCGGCGCCGACCCCCGGCGGCGGCGCCGACGGCGCGGAGCCGGACGGCGCGGCGGACGACCGCAUCGCGGAGGAGUUCCGGCGCGAGUUCAUGGACGCGCAGGCCGAGCGCCAGCAGAAGCGCAAGAAGCCGGCCAACGCGCCGCCCGGCGGGGGUUCCGGCGGCCCCGGCGGUAGCAAGGGCGGCCAGAAGGAUGAGGAUGUGCUGAAGGGCCCCAAGCUCGGCGGCAGUCGUAACGUGCGCGCUGCUAUGCGUAAUUUGCUGCUGGAGAAGGCGAAAGAGGCUAAGAGGCCUGGGCGGUGA